AUGCAGACAGCCGGGCCGAAGCCAGGGCCAACCUGCAGUGGCGUGGCGAGGGGGGGUGUUCCUAUCGCGAGUAUUUCGGGGGUGCAGCAGUGCCUGAAGGGCCGGAGGCUUCACUGGGUCAAGGGCGGUGCCCCACCGCCGGUGGUGUGGCGGGAUCUCGAGGUCCGGUACGGCGUGGACGUCAAGCAGCUGGAGGAGCGUCAGAUCGACAGUCUGCCAGAGCACCUCGGGGCCAACGACGUGAUCGUCGUCGAGACGCACGCGUUCUUUCAUGCGGGGCUCGAGGGCAGCGAAGACCAGCUAAAGCGUCGUGUUCAGCAGCAUCUCCUGAGCAAGGGCUACACGAAAGAUGUGUCGAAGAAGGGACAGCUCCUGUUCGUCCUGUCGCAGGCUCACCACGAAUGGGAUAGCGAUGACGCCUAUGCUGCGAGCUCGUUCUCUUGGGGGCUGAGCCAGCCACAGCAGGAAGCGUACCAGUCCGCUGCGCUUGCCGCGCUGAAGGACUCCGCCUGGACAGUUGUGGACACGUUCAGCCCCACGAAAGCAAGACCGACCGUGCGGAGAGCGAGCCGGGUGUCCUGGGGCGCCAGCGGAGACGGCGCGCAGUUUGCUGGCAUCACCGUGCUGUUCCUCCACGCGCUGUGCGGAGACCUCUGA
Molecule: messenger RNA, 657 nt
Organism: Prorocentrum cordatum
Lineage: Eukaryota; Dinophyceae; Prorocentrales; Prorocentraceae
Source: the annotation of a GenBank genome assembly